AAUUAUUUUGUAAUUGUUCGAUGAUUCUUAUUAGACUGAACCACCAUCCCUCACCCUAAAUUUUUUUCAUAAAAAAAAGGCUAUGAUAUGAUUUUUCUUGUUUUAAAGAAAUGCAAAAAGCAUAACUUUACCAAAGACCUCAAAAGGGGUGGGUUGAAACUAGUCAAAGCAAAAAAAGUCUCAAGAACUUCAUAGAUUGUCAACAGCAGUACAAAACAAACAUACCUUCAUGUAAUCAUCUUUUCUUGGUAACCAUUAUGGUUGAAAAUAACAUUUACUGACGCAAAUAAAAAGGGACAGUGUAUUUAUGAGUUUGGAGUUGAUAUAACUGAGUGAUGCUAAUUUGGGUUUUCAACCACAAAACUUUCUGCUUUCCAAAUAACUUGUCUGUGUGAGAAGUCUCAUUUCAUCAUAGAGGAGAUUCUCCUGCUUGUAAAGCACAGUUUUGGUGUAUUCAUGGACAUAAUUUAAGCCAAAUCUGACUCUAACAUGCAUGAAACAAAGUGGCACCAAUCUGAUUUCAAGCAAUUCAAGUUCAAGGAAACACCGGUUUCAAUAAUUUCGAGUCACGAGUGCUCCAACAGUGAAACAAUGGAAAGGGGAGUAAUGGAAGAUGAAUAUGUGAACAUCGGUGAAGCUUCUUAUCAAUCUAAAGUGGCCGCAAAGGAUCUGAUUAAGGAAAUUGGAAUAUUAGAAUUAGAAGUCAUGUAUUUGGAACAAUAUCUGCUCUCUUUGUAUCGAAAGAGAUUUGAUGAACACAUUUCAUUUCUAUCAACCAAAGAAAGAAGAUUGGAAUUAGCUUCACGCGUUAACAAAGGAACUUCUGUAGUACCUGUCAGUGGUGCUAUCUCUGAAAAAGAAAUUUCAGUUCCACGCUUAAGUAGUAACUUAGGUGGUUUUCAACUCAAGGAAUGCAGGAACCAUUUAGAACCAGAAUCUGUUUUAGAUUCUGGUAUUCAUCGGUGUUACUCUGCAUUAUCUCAACAGACAGCUUGCUCAAUUGAAGCUUCUCCUGAGAACAUUAAGACCAAAGCAGCAGAGUCUUACCAUUCUUUACCAUUAUCCAUGCUAGAGCAAGCUCAGUGUGCUAAAUCCAUCUCAACUAGCCUGGCAGAACAACUUGGGAAUAGCUACAUUGAUAAUGUUCCAGAGACACCAAAUUGGCUUUCUGAGGAGAUGAUCAAAUGCAUAUCAGCGAUAUAUUGUGAACUUACAGAGUCACCUUUUCCUUGUCAUAAAGAUGCUUCAUCCCCUAUUCCAUUCUCAUCACCUGGUUAUGAGGUAUCUUCAAAGAUCCAGGGGAGUAAAUGGGGAUCACAUUGGAAGAAGCAUUCAUUAUUCAAUUUAAACUCUACUAACCCUUUGCAUGUCAAAGGGUCAAAAAAAUUUAGUGGACCUUACUGUUCAAUGAUAAGGAUCCAGAAAUUAUGCACAGAUAAUCAGAAAUUAAAAGAAAUUGAGUAUAUGCUACGCAGAUUUAGGUCACUUGUUUCUCGACUGGAACAAAUUAAUCCUAGAAAUAUGAAACACAAAGAAAAGCUAGCUUUUUGGAUUAAUGUGCACAAUGCCUUAGUAAUGCAUGCCAUGUUAGUAUAUGGAAUUUCAGCCAACAAUGUCAAAAGAAUGUCUUCAGUACUUAAAGCUGCAUAUGACAUUGGAGGUCAUACUGUAAGUGUAGAAAUGAUACAGAACUUCAUUCUAGGAUGCAGAUUGCCUCGUCCAGGACAAUGGAUGCGACUGUGGUUUCCUUCUAAGACAAAACCAAAGGUCGGAGACGCAAGAAAAGGAUAUGCUAUACGUCAUCCAGAACCUUUAUUAUUCUUUGCUCUUAGCACAGGAAGCCAUUCUGAUCCUGCGGUACGUCUGUACACAUCCAAGAGAGUCUUGGAGGAGCUACAAUCUGCAAAAGAAGAGUACAUUCAGUCCAACAUCUCUAUAACCAAGGAACAUAAAAUAAUUAUCCCAAAGAUAGUUGAUUCCUUUGCAAAAAGUUCAUGUCUAGGAACAUCUGAUUUGGUGGAGAUGGUUAAGCCUUAUCUACCUGAGUCUCAAAGGAAGAACAUCCAAGAGUUUCAAUCAAAGACAAGCUGGAAAGGAAUUGAAUUAACCCCUCAUGACUUCACUUUCCAUUACCUGCUUUCAAAGGAAUUAGCUUGGUAAUGGCAUGCCUUGGUACAAUACAUGAAUUUGUGUGGAUAGCAUAAGUGUCUGUCUAGCUAUAUCUAUACUAGACUUAUAUUUGAUGGUAAGCACCGGUGUAAUGUGCAAGAAGGAAAUGUUUCUGCCUCAAAGUAUAACUGGUGAAUAAUAAUUGUCUGCCUUGUAUCUAUGAAAAUAUUAAAAACAGAAUGGCAACACUUUAGGUGAGGGCAGGGAGCAAAGUCUUAUGUUACAAAGGAUAGCAAGCAACAAUUUGGAAAAUUUGGGAGCCUGGACUUCAUUACUCUUAUUAAAUUUUAGGAGCUUAGAUUUAAGUAUUUUACUAUUGCUAAAUUGUUUUGAGAGUUUCUUCUCCCACCCCCCAAUGCUCUCCGGAUUGGCCAAUCCGAAGGUGUAUAUUGACAAAAAACACAUCCACAUUGGCUAAUCCGGAGGUGUAUUUUGGAGGCUUUUGAGAACAUAGGGCGGUGGAAAAAGAAACUACCAAUUGUUUUUCACUUAAUGGAUGUAUAUUCUAUGCCUUAACAUCUAUUUUGGCCAAUUGAUCAAUUUUAAACACUGUUUUACUGUGCGUCUGCUCAGCGGAAA
Messenger RNA from Cicer arietinum (chickpea), 2748 nucleotides. RefSeq lists its product as uncharacterized. The record is from RefSeq and is a predicted model, not a curated record. Lineage: Eukaryota; Viridiplantae; Streptophyta; Magnoliopsida; Fabales; Fabaceae.